Molecule: messenger RNA, 1213 nt
Organism: Malaclemys terrapin pileata
Lineage: Eukaryota; Metazoa; Chordata; Testudines; Emydidae
Gene: TNNT3
Product: troponin T3, fast skeletal type
Exons: 17
Coding region: 80-883 (267 amino acids)
Biological process (GO): muscle contraction; regulation of muscle contraction; sarcomere organization
Cellular component (GO): troponin complex
Molecular function (GO): tropomyosin binding; troponin C binding; troponin I binding
Source: RefSeq, a predicted model, not a curated record
CAGAUCCUGCAGCCCGUCCCAUUCGGCAGGGAACUCACCACUUCUCUCAGCUUCCCCCUCUCAGAAACCCACUGCCAACAUGUCUGACACCGAGGAAGUGGAUCAGGUAGAGGAGGAAUACGAAGAAGAAGAAGUUCAUGAGGAAGUUCAUGAGCCAGAAGUUCACGAAGAAGAAGAGGCCCCUGAAGAAGAAGAGCAAGAGGUUGAGUAUGAAGAAGAGGAAAAGCCCAGGCCGAAACUGACUGCUCCUAAAAUACCAGAGGGUGAGAAAGUUGACUUUGAUGACAUCCAAAAGAAGAGGCAGAACAAAGACCUGAUUGAACUGCAGGCCUUGAUUGACAAUCACUUCGAGGGUAGGAAGAAGGAAGAGGAGGAACUGCUUGCCCUGAAGGAAAGAAUUGAGAAACGCAGAGCCGAAAGGGCAGAACAACAAAGAAUCCGGGCUGAGAAUGAGAAGGAGCGUCAGGUCAGGCUUGCGGAGGAGAAGGUAAGAAGAGAGGAAGAAGAUGCUAAGAGAAGAGCUGAGGAUGACCUGAAGAAAAAGAAGGCUCUGACCUCCAUGGGUGCCACAUACAGCAGCUAUUUGGCAAAGGCUGACCAGAAGAGAGGAAAGAAGCAGACUGCUAGGGAAAUGAAGAAGAAGAUCCUGGCAGAGAGGCGCAAAACACUAAACAUUGACCACCUGAAUGAAGACAAGCUGAGGGAUAAGGCCAAGGAACUGUGGGAUUGGUUAUACCAGCUGGAAACUGAGAAGUAUGAAUUUGCAGAGAAGAUGAAGAGUCAAAAAUAUGAGAUUACAUCACUACGUAGCAGGGUGCAGGCGCUAUCCAAGUUCAGCAAGAAAGCAGGAGCCAAGGGCAAAGUUGGAGGGCGCUGGAAGUAAAGAAACAGAAGGUGACUGCAGGCAGGAUCAUCCCCGGUGGCGUGGCUAAACAUCGCUGGCCUCCCCCUACCCCUUUCACAAAUCAAUUUCACUCCCAUGCUUGAGCAAAACUACACCACCAGCCUGGAUUGCCUACUCAUUUUUAAGGACUCCAGCAGCGUCCUGAACUAAAAGGAAGGAGGUCCCCGUGGAACAGAGAUGACUCCCUGCUGGCACCUUUCCUGCUUCAUGUGUCCUUUGUUUUCCUGACACCAGCCCUCCGCUUCCCGUAGAUUGCUAUGUAUGAAUCUCUGGAUUUUGUAAAUAAAGUGUGACCGAUACCUACUUCAA